Melanotaenia boesemani (Boeseman's rainbowfish) is the source of this 4105-nucleotide messenger RNA. Its product is annotated as neprilysin-like. Gene Ontology annotation, cellular component: plasma membrane. Gene Ontology annotation, molecular function: metalloendopeptidase activity. Gene Ontology annotation, biological process: protein processing; amyloid-beta clearance. The coding region runs from base 405 to 2717 and encodes 770 amino acids. The transcript is spliced from 23 exons. The record is from RefSeq and is a predicted model, not a curated record. NCBI's taxonomy places the organism in Eukaryota, Metazoa, Chordata, Actinopteri, Atheriniformes, Melanotaeniidae.
CUGACGGAGGAGACAUCGCCUCGGUGGACGGAGAACUUCAGCAGGCUACUUCACCGCCUCCUGUGUGUCACGGGCUUUAUAGAUAUGGGAUCCCCCCCUCUGUGUGGAUCACACACUUAAGCAGUUGCACGCCUCUCAUGGAUCAUUUAAAUUCUGCGAUCCUAUAUGGUACAGUACAGUUGCAGUUGGUAGUUGUAGACAGGGGUCUGCGCGCGAGUGUGCGUGUUUGUGUGAAUAUGCAUUCCUAGAAUAGAGCCAAAGGACGAAGAAGAGAGAGAAGAAGAGAGGCAUGCACGUAUCGUGCCUUUUUAUGAAGGGGUGAAGCAAAUAGAUUAUCUGUGGCAGAUCAAUCAGCAUUUGUCGCUCCCUUUGUGGAUUUGAUGGAUGUUUGAUCAGUGGAUGUGAUGCCCAUAUAUAUCAUCGACCGAAAAUUUCAUGAGAUAUCUGGUGAGUUGAUACAGCCGGCUGCUGAAGGAAGAGACCUGAGAAUGACAGAGACAAACACCCCCAAAUCGGCUAAGAAGCCCCGAUGGACCUCCCUGGAGAUCAGCCUCAUCACCAUCGUCUCCUUGCUCUUUAUUGUUGUUAUUGCUCUCAUCAUCCUCUUUGCCACCCAGAAGACCGAUGAAAUCUGUACCACAGCUGACUGCACGCAGUCAGCAUCUCGUCUCAUUGAGAACAUGGAUGCUACCGUGGACCCCUGCGAUAACUUCUACCAGUAUGCCUGUGGAGGAUGGCUAAAAAAGAACAUCAUCCCAGAGACCAGCUCAAGACACAGCACCUUUGACAUCUUACGGGAUGAACUGGAGGUCAUCCUCAAAGGUGUCCUUGAAAAAAAUGUGGAGGGGGAAGCAGCUGCGCUCACCAAGGCUAAGACCCUUUAUAAGUCCUGUACCAAUGAGAGUUUAAUUGAGCUCAGAGGAGGAGCACCUUUACUCGACAUGCUGCAUGACAUAUUCGAGUGGCCCGUAGCUGUGGACAACUGGGAGACUGACUUUGGGAAAACUUGGAGAUUGGAGGAUGUCAUUGCCAGGUUAAACGAGAGAUACGGAACUCAACUCUUGGUUAACUUUUUUGUCGGCACUGAUGACCGAGAGUCCACCUCGCAUAUCAUUCAUUUUGAUCAGCAGACGAGCCUCGGUCUCUUGUCCAGGGAUUACUACGCUUGCAAUGGUCCCUAUGCAGAGGCAUGUCGGGCCUACAAGCAGUUUAUGAUUGACCUGGCUAAGUUGAUCCGCUCUGACAGAGGACUGGUCAUAAAUGAAACCAGUAUUCGAGAGGAAAUGACACGAGUUAUGGACUUGGAAAGGGACAUUGCCAAUGCCACCGAUACUCCAGAGGAUCGUAACAAUCCAGUGUUGCUUUACAACAAAAUGGAACUGGGGGACCUAAACGCCAACUUCACCCUUGAGGUUGAAUCGCAGGUAUUCAACUGGAGCUACUUCACAGCUAAGAUAAUGGAUACAGUCAACAUCAGCAUUCCUGACACGGAGAAAGUCAUAAACUACUCCCCCAACUAUUAUGGAAGACUCAACCAUGUCUUGGCUAAAUAUACCAAAAGGGAUCUGCAGAACUACAUGGUGUGGCGUUUUGUUAUGAACAUGGUGGUUGGCCUGAGCAAAGCUUACAGAGACACAAGGAAACCAUUCCGCAAGGCUCUGUCAGGCACAACUUCAGAGGCAGCUGUGUGGCGGCAGUGUGCACUUUACGUUAAUAACAACAUGGAUAAUGCUGUCGGACGGCUGUAUGUGCAAGAAGCUUUCUCUGAAAAGAGCAAAGAACUGAUGGAGGAGAUGAUAAAAGACAUUCGAGAAGUUUUUGUUAGUAACCUGGACGACCUAGCUUGGAUGGAUGCAGAGACCAAGAAAGCAGCUGAGGAGAAGGCUCGAUCUAUUGAAGAACGGAUCGGUUAUUCUGACCGCAUCAUGGACGACGAAUUCCUUAACAAUGAAUACAAAGAUCUGAACUACAGUGCAGAGGAGUACUUUGAAAACAUCCUACAGAACCUGGAGUAUGUGCAGAAGAAACGCCUGCGGAAACUCAGAGUCAAAGUCAACAAAGAAGAGUGGGUAACUGGAGCCGCUGUUGUCAAUGCCUUUUACUCAUCCAGCAAAAACCAAAUAGUGUUCCCUGCAGGUAUCCUCCAGCCUCCUUUCUUUAGCAAAGGCCAGGCUCAAUCUCUCAACUAUGGUGGCAUUGGCAUGGUAAUCGGUCACGAGAUCACACAUGGGUUUGAUGACAAUGGCCGUAACUAUGACAAAGACGGUGACUUGAAAGACUGGUGGACACCAGAAUCCACUCUCAGAUUCCUGGAGCUGUCAAAGUGCAUUGUUGAUCAGUACAGCAACUUCUCUUGGAAGCUGGCCAAUGGACUUUAUUUAAAUGGUAACAACACCCUCGGGGAGAACAUUGCUGAUAAUGGAGGGAUACGACAGGCUUACCAGGCCUACAAGAACUAUGUGAAGGUACAUGGAGAGGAGCCAUUGCUGCCUGGCAUCGAUCUUUCCCAUGAUCAACUUUUCUUCCUAAACUUUGCUCAGGUGUGGUGUGGGACACACCGACCAGAACAAGCUGUUAAUUCCAUUAAAGUAGAUGUGCACAGUCCAGGGAAAUUCAGGGUUCUGGGCUCCCUACAGAAUUUCCCAGAAUUUGCCAAAGCAUUCAACUGUAACAAAAGCAGCUACAUGAUCCCUGACAAUGUGUGCCGUGUGUGGUGAUUGAAAGACCUCUGGGAUGGAUCAUCCCUGUCCCCCUGCAGUACCUCUCCCCUCUGUCUGUUGGAGCACUCAUAGAGGGCUACAUGGAGGUGGAAGCUUCCCUUAUCUCUCUUUGGAUGGACCAUGGCUUUUGGACUGGUGCUGCAGUAUGCACUUCAUCAAAGGAGAGCAGCAGGCUGCACGAACAAAGCACUGUCUCUCUAACUGAUACUGUAGUUCAUUCAGUCCACCUGAUUACUCUCCUACUCACUGGAUACAAUCACUUGCGUUUUCUUUUUUGCUUGUAUGGUUUUUUUUUUUUUUGUUUUUGUUUUUUUUUUUUUUUUUCAUUUUCUUGUUGUCUUACGUAUCACUUAAGGGUCUGUCAGUUUCAUUUGCAAGUGUGUAUGUGAUUAUCAAAAUGUCAAAAUGCUGUAUAAGUUUGCAAUAGAGUGCCGGUGACAGAAAAAAUGUGCUUAACCCACUUACUUGCAAAUGAAUACACCACACACCCACUCACACAUACAUGCAACAAGGCUGAACCGCUGUGUUGUAUGUGGGACUGAGCUGACUCGUAAAACCUCAGCUGCUUUCAGGCUUCAUCUACAAGCAUUUACACUCUACAAUGUACUCUUUUGUUUAUACAUAAAGCUAGAUUAGAUAAAUUAUUACAGAAAAACAGAAUUUAUUUUAAUAGAGCAGUCAGUUUAUUUAGACUGUAUUACUCAGUACUGUUAUAUAUAUGUUAAUGACAUUAUUGCUGUUGACAGGGGUGCUGCUGUUUAGUAACACAAGAAAGAAUUGCCUAAAAUGAAGCCUUUUAAGAUGACAGCUGGUAAUGAAUCAUUGAGAUGACAAUCUACACACCCCAAGAUCCUUUUUCAUGUUUUCUGAACCUUCUGUAUGUCUGUGUGGAUGUCCCCAUGUGUUUCAGUGUUUGUGUGAUUUAUUGUCACAUCCUGAUGUUGGUCAAGCUAAUUUGUAUGCCUUACAGUUGUUGCUACAGUUUGUAUGAGCAUUUGUGCAUUUGUAGGAGAUCAAAGGAUCAGAAAAUGUCUUUUUAAAGAAGUAAAUUGACUCUUGACGACUCAUAUACUUAUUUGAGUAUUUACAUGAAAAAGGCAGUCCUUGUUUUCUCAUUUUAAACUCAAUUAUCACAUAUGUUUAAUUGGCACCAAUGUAAAUUGGCAGAAACAUAUUUAUACUUUGGCAUGGUGGAAACGUCAAAACCUGGAGCAGUGACUUCAUUCAGUAUCUGCCAGUUGCCUAGCAACUACAAUUAGGAGAGGGUACUUGCAGAACUUGCAAUUCUAUUUUUAUAUGGAUUAACAAAGACUUAUGAAAUAUUAAUUGGUGAACUUAAACUGAUAAAAACUAACCAUUAUAUUGGAUGUAACUAGAAAAGUUAU